Messenger RNA from Sceloporus undulatus (fence lizard), 4993 nucleotides. It is a transcript of the gene CAMTA2, whose product is annotated as calmodulin binding transcription activator 2. The coding region runs from base 330 to 4385 and encodes 1351 amino acids. The transcript is spliced from 23 exons. Gene Ontology annotation, cellular component: nucleus. Gene Ontology annotation, biological process: regulation of transcription by RNA polymerase II. Gene Ontology annotation, molecular function: transcription coregulator activity; protein binding; double-stranded DNA binding. NCBI's taxonomy places the organism in Eukaryota, Metazoa, Chordata, Lepidosauria, Squamata, Phrynosomatidae. The record is from RefSeq and is a predicted model, not a curated record.
UUCCGGAGUCCUGCUGCUCGGCGCUGAGCCCAGCAGCAGGCGCCGCCUCUUCCUCCCUCCGCAAGGCAGGCAGGAGGGCAGCCCCGGACGGAGCCCUACCCUCUCGGCCUGGGCCUGGGCCGGGCAAGCAUGGCGCCGGAGGGGCCCCACGGAGGAAGGCCCUUCUCCUCCGGGCUCCAAGGAAGAAGAGGAGGAGGAGGAGGAAGAGGAGGAGGAAGCAGCGGGAGCAGGGCCCAGGAGCAGGAGGAAGGUCUGACCCGCAUCCUCAGGCGUCCCGAUCUGAGCUCUCCCGGCCGAGAACUCUAACUGCCGCCAUCAAAGACGUAAAGAUGAACAAGGAAACCACAGAGGUCUCCGAAAACAACCACCACCUGAAGGUCUUCCUGCCAAAGAAGCUUGUGGAUUGUGUGCCCAAGUGCCCAGCUUUGCCGAAAGAGCGCCUGCGCUGGAACACCAAUGAGGAGAUCGCCUCCUACUUGAUCACCUUUGAGAAACAUGAAGAGUGGCUUUCUUGUUCCCCGAAGACCAGACCCCAGAAUGGCUCCAUCAUCCUGUACAACCGCAAGAAGGUGAAAUAUCGGAAGGACGGUUAUUGCUGGAAGAAGCGGAAGGACGGCAAGACGACCCGCGAGGACCACAUGAAGCUGAAAGUGAAGGGCGUGGAGUGUCUCUAUGGCUGCUAUGUCCAUUCGUCCAUCGUCCCAACAUUCCACCGGCGCUGCUACUGGCUGCUCCAGAACCCAGACAUUGUGCUGGUCCACUACCUGAACGUGCCGGCCAUUGAGGACUGCGGGAAGAUCUGUGGACCUGUCUUGUGCUCCAUCAACAGUGACCGCAAGGAGUGGCUGAAGUGGUCCAAGGAGGAGCUGGUGGGGCAGCUGAAGCCUAUGUUUCACGGGAUCAAGUGGACCUGCAGCAACGGGAAUGGGACAGCCGAGUUCUCCAUCGAGCAGCUGGUCCAGCAAAUCUUGGAGAGCCACCAUGCCAAGCCCCUGCCCCGGACUCACGCCUGCCUCUGCAGCAGUGGCCUCGGGAGUCCCGGACACGUCCCACACAAAUGCAGCAGCACGAAGCACCGCAUCAUCUCCCCGAAAGUGGAAGUCCGCCCGUGCCCUUACCCUGCCCUGAUGGAGGUCCAGAACAUCUCUGGUGCCUCAGAGGCCAAAGCCGAGCCGGAGCCACCCAGGACCUCCAGCUCCGACAGCAAGGAACUGAAAUUGGCCAAGGCAGCUUCCCCCAGCGUGGCUGAUGCCGCUCCGGACUCCACACAGCCCUCUGCUGGCCUGGCCCAGCCCAACGGUUUCCCCAAGCAGGAGCUGCCGGCCGUCACUCUCUCGAUGGGCCUUCCUGGGAGUGCCAUUUUGGUCAUGACUGGUCUUGGGGGCACAGAGAAGCCACUGGCCCUGACGCCCAGCCAGCACCUGGUCUCUGGAGAUGGCGGCGGGGGCCCCUCACCGCCCCUGGGCUUGGCCCUGCUCCCGGGGCCAGGCCUGGUUCUCUCACAGAACCUCGACUCCACCAUGGAGACGGGCGAGGUCAGCUCUGCCGCCUUCGACCCAGACUGCUUCCUCAACAGCCCCAAGCAAGGGGAAACCUAUGGAGGGGGGGCUGGGCUCCAAGCCAAAGCUGAGCCUCAAGAGAACACCGCUGCCACCACCCCCCCAGACUACUCCGUCUAUGUGCCCACCUCCAACCGCUUUUUCAUCCACGACGACGGGACCCAGCCGGCACCGCUGCCGCCCUCGCCAUCCCCCUCUGCUGCUGGGACAGAGGGGAAGAACAGCCCUGAGACUCCCAUGGAGACCAUGGGAGAAGGGGAGUCUCAGGCCGAGGCUGGGACACCUGGCGAAGGCAAGGGGCCACCCUCGGAGGUGGCAUCGGCCUCGGAAAUUUCGGCCACGGAGCUCCAGGAGGAGCUGUACUCCAUAAUCCAGAAGGCGGCCACGAAGGCCACAGUGGGGGCCUCCUUUGGCCUCUCUUUCGACAACCACUUCCCCGACCUUAUUAGUGAGCUCAUGACGGACGAGGGAGGGACGGGCAGCGCCAGCAGUACUGAGGGGGCCGGCGGUGGGGCAGGGAGCCCUGUGCUGGUCCUCUCUGCAGAGCCCCUGGCCGAGCCCUGCUAUGCGACCGAGGGGGGCCCUCCGGGGAGUUCCCCACAGCCGCUGGUGUCCAUCACGGACUUCUCGCCGGAAUGGUCCUACCCCGAGGGGGGCGUCAAGGUGCUUAUCACUGGGCCAUGGAUGGGUGAGGCCAAACCAUACAGUUGCCUCUUCGACCAGAUCUCUGUCCCUGCCACACUCAUCCAGUCUGGAGUGCUGCGAUGCUACUGCCCAGCCCAUGAAGCAGGCCUGGUCCCCUUGCAUGUGGCCUUCGAUUCCCACAUCAUCUCUAUGUCCGUCCUGUUUGAGUACCGGGCCCGCAACUUCAUGGCACUGCCCAGCACUCAGCUGGAUUGGCUCUCUUUGGACGAUAAUCAGUUCAGGAUGUCCAUCCUAGAGCGUCUGGAGCAGAUGGAGAAGCGGAUGGCCGAAAUGACUGCAGCUGCAGCCGCUGCCCCAGCCCAAAGCCAGCAAAGAGGGGAGAGACCCCCAAGUCAGCAGGCCACCACUGACUCCUUUGAGGACCGGAUUGUGGCCCUCUGUGAGAAAAUGAUGGCCCAGCCCUGCUGGCUCCACUCCGAGGCCCUCGUCCACCACGUCAGCUUCCGGGGAAUGACCCUGCUGCACCUGGCAGCCGCCCAAGGCUACACCCGCCUCAUCGAGACCCUCAUCAAGUGGCGGAACCUCAAUGUGCAGAGUCUGGACCUAGAGCAGGAGGUAGACCCCCUCAAUGUGGACCAUUUCUCCUGCACCCCAUUGAUGUGGGCCUGUGCCCUCGGACACCUGGAAGCCGCCCAGCUGCUCUACCACUGGAACAGCCAUGCCCUGGCCAUCCCGGACUCCCUGGGCCGCCUCCCGCUCUCCGUGGCUCGGUCCCGUGGCCACGUCAGGCUGGCCACUUGCCUGGAGGAACUCCAGCGCCAGGAGGAGGGUCCCCCGGACACCCUAGGAGGGGACCCUCUCAUCCCUGAGGCCGUUUCGGAUGGUUCUGGGGGCACCAGCAAGGCCAGUGGUGGCUCAUGCGGGCCAGUGGAAGCCCUCCACAUCCCGUCUCCCCUCUCGGCCAGUCCAGAUACAGGUCUCAGCACUGCCAGCGGGGUCUCAUCCCCUUCAGAACUCUCCGAGGGCUCAAUCUCCGUCACCUCGGCCUACUCCAGUGGGUCAGCCCUGCGGGACUCUCCAGCCUACAGCCCUGAAGUCGAGGGGGCCAUGGACGUCUGCCAAGCCCCCCCGGUGCCCCCUGCUGAGAGCAUUGCCGGCUGGUACCUGCAGGAGACUCCUCACCCCCCUUUCUUCAUGGACUACGACGAAGUGGGGGUCACUGGCCACGCAGGGCCCCCUGAGCCAGACCUGGAACCGGAGCUGCUGAGCUAUGGGGAGAACACUGAGAACGAGGAGUACCUCCCAUCUACGGAUGUCUUGCAGGUGGACAUGAUCACCUUAGCCAAACAGAUCAUCGAAGCCACUCCAGAGCGCAUCAAGCAAGAAGACUUUGCCUCAGUAGAGACGCCUCUCCGAGAGCGGCCAACGAACCUGGGCCUGAACGAGACCAUGUCCUGGCUGGCCAGCUACCUGGAGAAUGUCGACCAGCUGUCCAGCAUCUCCCGGCGACGCUCGCUGACCUCCUCUCCGUCCAGCCACUCCUGCCUGAGCCCGCUGCCCUCUCCGCUGGGCGAACUCUCCUUGGAGCGCAUCCCCCCGCCUCCCACGGCGGCCAGCUGGGCCGAGUUCCUCAACGCCUCCGCCAAUGGCAAGAUGGAGAGCGACUUUGCCCUCCUGACGCUCUCUGACCAUGAGCAGCGGGAGCUCUAUGAGGCCGCCAAGAUCAUCCAGACGGCCUUCCGCAAGUACAAGGGCCGUCGGCUGAAGGAGCAGCAGGAAAUGGCUGCCGCAGUCAUCCAGCGAUGCUACCGCAAAUACAAGCAGCUCACCUGGAUUGCACUGAAGUACGCUCUCUAUAAGAAGAUGACGCAGGCGGCCAUCCUGAUCCAGAGCAAGUUCCGCAGCUACUACGAGCAGAAGAAGUUCCAGCAGAGCCGCCGGGCGGCCGUCCUCAUCCAGCAGUACUACCGCAGCUACAAGGAGUACGAAAAGCUCAAGCAGGGCCACCGCGCCUCCACCGCCAUGCAGCAGAAGAUCAAAGGAACCUUCCUGACCAAGAAGCAGGACCAGGCCGCCCGGAAGAUCAUGAGGUUCCUGCGACGCUGCCGACACAGGAUGAAGGAACUGAAGCAACACCAGGAAGUGGAGACCCCCGCACAGAAGAGGGGCCUGGCCACUUAGCCACCAGAGAAGGAAGAGGAAGAGCCCGGAAGGACAACAGAUGGAGACCCCCGCCCAUGGCCUCUCCUCCCUCCUCCCUGGAGGAGUGUCUUAACUCCAGCUAGGCCUCCCCUUCUCCCCCAUCCAUGCCCCCAAGGAACUGUUUUGAAGGGGGGGCUGGCUGUUUGUCUCCCCAUUUCAAGGACUGUGCAAUAGAGACUGGCCAGGACUGGGAGGAUGUGAAAAUAUUGGGGGGGUCUUUUUGCCCCUCUCAGAGGGGUGCACCCUCUUCCCGCGCUUGGACUUGAGAACUAAGCCCCCUCCUCACCCCACGAUGGUGCACCCCCCCCCCCCCCCCCCACGCCCGCUUCGCCUUAUAUCUGUGCCAAGUCUUUGCCCUCUUUCCCCAUCUCCCUCUGUCCCAAGGGGUGUCUGGUGGCUUUUGGUGGGGUGGAAGGCAGGGGUCUUUCCAGUGGGUCAGAGCAGAGCAAACACCUGGAGGCAGAACGUUUGGAAGAUGUUGGAGGAGAGUACUUCAUGCGAGGACCCUCCUCUCUCCCUCCCAUCUUCCCAGGGGUCUCUGUGGCCCCACACUUACGGGAAGGAGCCUGUUUUGGAGACCCCCCCCC